CACCUUUGAACGUGCUUAUUUACGUAUUCCUUACCGACCUUUAUACGCCGAAGUCGGUCGUGUUCCGUGGCAAACAGGUUGCCUCAAACUGGCCGCAACUGUGAGGGGGCCGCUGGGCGGCCUCUCGUCAUCAGGACCUGGCCUCGUUAUGGAUAAGUAUGAGAGGUUGGAGCGUGCUGGAGAGGGGACCUAUGGUGUUGUAUUCAAGGCGCGCGACCGCUAUACAAAUGAAAUUGUUGCGCUUAAGAAGAUAAGGCUAGAGCAGGAGGAUGAAGGUGUUCCCAGCACAGCAAUUCGGGAGAUCUCGUUCUUAAAGGAGCUAAGGCACGAUAACGUCGUCCGGCUAUAUGACGUGCUUUACAGCGAUCGGCGUCUCUAUCUAGUGUUCGAGUACCUGGACUUGGACCUGAAAAAGCAAAUGGACGCCGCACCGUUCAAUCGCAAUUUGCGGCUCAUCAAGGUGUACAUGUGGCAAAUGCUGAGCGGUAUUGCGUUCUGCCAUUCCAGACGGAUAUUACACCGGGACUUGAAGCCGCAGAACCUCCUCAUUGACCGAUCCCGGAAUCAGCUAAAGCUGGCGGACUUUGGUCUUGCCCGUGCCUUUGGAAUACCAGUUCGUGCGUACACGCACGAAGUGGUGACGCUAUGGUAUCGCGCGCCUGAGAUCCUGCUGGGCAGCAAGACGUACUCGACACCGGUAGAUAUCUGGUCCAUAGGCUGCAUUUUCGCGGAAAUGGUCAACAACAAGCCCCUUUUCCCAGGGGAUUCGGAAAUCGACCAGCUUUACAAGAUUUUUCAGCUGCUCGGCACGCCGGACGAGACGAUGUGGGUUGGAUGCUCCGCUUUGCCAGACUACAAGGACACCUUCCCCAAGUGGCGGCCACAAAAUUUGGCGGCGGCGGUGCCAACGCUGGGGCCCCAGGGCGUUGACUUGCUGGCACGCAUGCUGGUCUACACGCCGCAACAUCGGAUUACGGCGAGCGCAGCGUUGGACCACCCCUACUUCGACGAGAUUCGGGAUCAGAUGCGAGCCAGCGGGGGUCUGCAAGGUGGCGUGUUGCAGCACUGA
Messenger RNA from Volvox carteri f. nagariensis, 1069 nucleotides. It is a transcript of the gene cdka1, whose product is annotated as cyclin dependent kinase. Gene Ontology annotation, molecular function: cyclin-dependent protein serine/threonine kinase activity; ATP binding; cyclin binding. The transcript has 8 exons. Lineage: Eukaryota; Viridiplantae; Chlorophyta; Chlorophyceae; Chlamydomonadales; Volvocaceae. The coding region runs from base 149 to 1069 and encodes 306 amino acids. Gene Ontology annotation, biological process: regulation of meiotic cell cycle; G1/S transition of mitotic cell cycle; regulation of gene expression. Gene Ontology annotation, cellular component: cytoplasm; cyclin-dependent protein kinase holoenzyme complex; nucleus. The record is from RefSeq and is a predicted model, not a curated record.